UCUCUCUCUCACUCUCUCUCUCUCUCUCCACCUUUCCUCUCUUGUCACCUGUCCGUUCGAUAGACGCUGUGGAUAUUUGUUUGUGUCCUUUAUAGUGGAUGAUUCACCACUCGCGGGGACUCCCCCCUCCCCACCUCCUCCACCCGUGACAUAGAAAUGGCUGCUCCGCGCGCGUGAGGACCCGAUGCGCGCCUCCGGAAGCAGUUCGCCGCGGGCGGCCGCGUGACGAGGAGGAUGCGGCUGGCGCAAGUCGAACCCACUCGACCCGGUCCACCUGGACGCCCCCUUUGAGCUGAACUCUGAUGCUGAAACCCCACCGCUUGAACGCUGAAUCCCCGACCCAAGACGGCAAGUGAAGAUGGGUCCUUGGUGUUGAAUGUGGUUUUCUUUAGACUGGCGUCCAGUCUGAUCAACAUCGUCAGUGAUGUAGUCAGCCUGUGCAUCUGCGUGCUCAUCAUCUGCAGUAAGUACUCCCAUCUGCUCAAAAGGGAGACCAUGAAGAUGAUCCUCCUGAGGAAAUUCCGGGUCCUGAUCCUCAUGGUGUUCCUGGUGGCUUGCUCCAUGCACAUCAUGAUCGACCUGCUGCCCAAGCUGGAGAGGCACGGCGCCGCCGGCGGAUGCUCCUGCUCGCACACGCCCAGCGAGGAGCCCGGCGGCUGGGCCGCCAAGCAAGGGUGGCCCAACAAGCACACCCUGCGCAUCCUGCAGGACUUCAGCAACGAGCCCAGCGUCUCCAACGUCUCCUCCCACUCCCUGGAGAAGGUCCCCGUCAUGGCGGGAGACAAGUCUCCGGGGUUCAGGAGGUUGGAGCUCUACGGGCAGCGCGGGGACAGGAAGCGGCAGUUCAUCCAGGGCGCCACCAUGAGCAAGAACACGCCGGUGAAAGGGUCAAGGCUGGCCUCCUUGUAUGAACACUCCUUAUACAAAAGGCCCCUGCCGGCGCUCACGGACGAGGACACGCUCUUUAACGUCAACACAGACAUCCGCUUUGACCCCAAAGCAGCAGAACAAGACUGGAAUGGCAAAGGCAACCCGGACGAGUUCAGCCCGACCGGAGAGCUGACGGCGGACACCUAUCCCAACUGGCUGCGCUUCCACAUCGGAAUCAAUCGUUACGAGCUCUACUCGAGACACAGCCCCGUCAUUGACGCCUUACUCAAGGACCUAGUCACCCAGAGGAUCACCAGUGUGGCAAUGAAAUCUGGAGGCACCCAGCUCAAGCUCAUUAUGACCUUCCAGAACUACGGCCAGGCUCUCUUCAAACCCAUGAAGCAGACUCGUGAACAGGAGACGCCCCCAGACUUUUUCUAUUUCUCUGACUUUGAGAGACACAAUGCUGAGAUCGCUGCCUUUCACCUGGACAGGAUUCUGGACUUCCGCCGUGUGCCCCCUGUAGCUGGCCGACUUGUCAACAUGACCAAGGAAAUCCGAGAUGUCACAAGAGAUAAAAAACUCUGGCGGACAUUCUUCAUAUCACCAGCCAAUAACGUGUGUUUCUACGGGGAAUGUUCGUACUACUGCUCCACUGAGCACGCUCUGUGUGGCAAACCAGACCAGAUAGAAGGUUCCCUGGCCGCCUUCCUCCCGGACCUCGCUUUGGCCAAACGCAAAACCUGGAGGAACCCUUGGAGACGCUCCUACCACAAACGCAAGAAGGCAGAAUGGGAAGUGGACCCAGACUACUGCGAGGAGGUCAAACAGACUCCGCCCUACGACAGCGGGACCAGACUCCUGGACAUCAUGGACAUGACCAUCUUUGACUUCCUCAUGGGAAACAUGGAUCGGCAUCAUUACGAGACGUUUGAAAAGUUUGGAAAUGAGACAUUCAUCAUUCACCUGGACAACGGCAGAGGGUUUGGAAAGUACUCCCAUGACGAGAAGUCCAUUCUGGUCCCGCUGACGCAGUGCUGCAGGGUACGCAAGAGCACACACUUGCGUCUGCAGCUGCUGGCUAAGGAAGAAUACAAGCUGUCCAUGCUGGUGGCAGAAUCCUUGGUGAGGGACCGCCUCAGCCCAAUCCUCAUCCAGCCACACCUGGACGCCAUGGACCGUCGCCUACGCCAGGUUCUGCAGGUGUUGGCUGAAUGCAUUGAGAAGGAAGGUUACAGUUACGUGGUGGACAACGACCUUCAAGGGGACCAAUGGACAGACCACACGGGGCCCAGAAGGAGGUAGCUGGUUGCGGGACCAGGAAGCUGAAUCAACUGGAACUUUUUUCGGGUGUGAACUGAAUGCUUUCAGGCCCAGCUGCCUAAAAAGUCUGAACCUGCUGGACUUGCAACAGAACUAAAAAGUUGAUGUAAGUGAAAUGUAUCCUGAACGAGUCUCCAGUUGAAUCUUUGUGACGUGCGAGACGACCUUCUCCUUUGUCUCCUACUGGACCUUUUUUUGAAUUCAGUGAAUUCUGUGGGACUUGAAAAGACUCUCCCAGACGUGUUUCUACAUACUGCUGGCACCACAAAUUAGGGAGGAGGAGAAGCUAGCUUGGUUUCUAUCGAUUCAAUGAUACAGAAAUAUUUUGUGUGUGUUUACAGUUUUGUCUGUUAUUUUGUUUUCUAUCAUGGCUGUUCAGGAUUUCAAUCAUUUUCAUUGGAGUGCAGGUCAACUCCUGCAGUUUCCCAUUAUUGUUUUGAGAGAGUAUUUAUUUAAAAAAAAAAAAAAUUAUUAAGCAUAUUUAUAUAAAUUAAAAUCAGCCAAAAAGAUGCUUCACCCUAGGGGUGUUCUUCCUUAUUUGUCCACAAGAGGGAAGCAUUGCUGUGUGCAAAGGAUCUGCCAGCAGGGCAGAAAAUUCAUCAAUUUGCAUAUUUUGCAUAUUUCAUUAACGGGAAUUAAGAUGCCUUUACAAAUACUAAAGAGCAUGUUUACAAUACUGUUUAUGUUCUUACGUUCCAAUGCAACACAUAAACAACUACUGGCCACAAUAUUAACUUUGCAAUAGAGACUGAAACAAUUAUCUUAAUUAUUGUGGUUUGCUAUCCUUGGAUUAGCUUGUGCAGGUGUACUUAAUAUUGUGGCCUGAGAGUGUAUACGCGGUUACGGUACCAAAAGCCCAAUGUUACAUUUUAGUACUGUUUUUUUUUUUUUUUUUUUUUUUUUUGUAAUAUAACUUGUGUCCAGAUAUUAUUUUUCGGGGAUGUACAUUUCAUUCAUGAACAGCAGCUUUGAUGGCUGAGCUGUUGGUGCCAAUAGGCUCAAAUUUAAUAUAUACCAUAGGAAAUUCUCUAGUGCCUGUGCAAAGAUAGAAAUACUUGAAUGUCUGGUUUCAUUAAAAAGGCUGUUUCAACUCCUCCAAAUAAUUGUGGAGAUGUUUGUAUGUACACGUGAGUGCUGACUGCAUCUGUUUCAUGACAUGUUUUUUACAGUCCUGUGUCAAUACAUUGUGUGUGUGUGAGUGCGUGCGUGCGAGAGAAAGAGUGGAUCCAUGGAGAAGAUGUUAAUCAAGUUCAUCAGCAGCACAUUGUUUCUGUUUUUUAUUUUUAUGCAUCAUGUUAAAAGUGCAAUAAAAUUAAAAAAAAAUCUGAA
Molecule: messenger RNA, 3522 nt
Organism: Nerophis lumbriciformis (worm pipefish)
Lineage: Eukaryota; Metazoa; Chordata; Actinopteri; Syngnathiformes; Syngnathidae
Gene: fam20cb
Product: FAM20C golgi associated secretory pathway kinase b
Biological process (GO): protein phosphorylation; enamel mineralization
Cellular component (GO): Golgi apparatus
Molecular function (GO): protein serine/threonine kinase activity
Source: RefSeq, a predicted model, not a curated record